Penicillium lagena is the source of this 273-nucleotide messenger RNA. RefSeq lists its product as uncharacterized. The coding region runs from base 1 to 273 and encodes 90 amino acids. The record is from RefSeq and is a predicted model, not a curated record. Lineage: Eukaryota; Fungi; Ascomycota; Eurotiomycetes; Eurotiales; Aspergillaceae. The transcript has a single exon.
AUGCCCACUCUUAUUCCUCACCCCGGACCUGCAUCGGCAGAAUUCCUGUCCAGUGGCUUUGCUGGAGGUCAGGCGGAAGAAAGCCAGCCGGGCGGACUCCCUACGCUGGCUUCCUCUGGCAGUGUUUCAUUUGUCGCUGCUCGGGGUCACCUGCAGGCGCUAGAGUCUGCAAACGAGACGUCUGUGCGGGCGUGGGAGUCGUGGAUCGUCGCCGUAACCUCCGAUCCAGCCGCAUCGAAUAAUAGCACGACGGGUCGGCUUGUCGCCAAUUAG